AUAAUCGUGUCAAAUAUCUUAGUCUAUGUUUAUGUUCCCAUCAAACAACUCCUAUGACACCUUCCACCCCUAUAAUAUUGUGUUUUUGGACAUAAAUAUCGCUCAAGGUUGGUACAUGGAGAUGAAACAGUUCUGACUUUCUGCUGAAGGAGAGGCAACUGGGAAAAGUUCAUGGCAGCAGCCUUGAGGUUGCUCUUCUUCCUCACCCCUUUCAUUCUCAGGAUUCAUUUCAUCUGCUGCGUCACCGAUCAGAAUGACGGCGCUGUGCUCCAAUCUCUGAAGUCCUAUUGGCAAAACACGCCGCCCACUUGGAGCAGGUCAAGUGAUCCGUGCGGGUUACCAUGGGAAGGAGUCACCUGCGAUGGUUCGAGAGUCACUGCACUAGGAUUGUCAACAAUGGAUAUCAAGGGGCAGCUAAGUGGAGACAUCGGAGGACUUGCCGAACUGAGAUCUCUGGAUCUAUCCUUCAACAAGGACCUCAUCGGUUCGAUCCCUAAGGGAAUAGGGAACCUACUGAAGCUCAACACCUUAAUCCUAGCAGGUUGUGGCCUCACCGGCAGUAUUCCUGACGAACUUGGGAACCUCACCCAACUAACUUUCCUGGCCCUGAACUCAAACAACUUCACCGGUAUCAUUCCUCCUUCUUUGGGUAAACUUUCAGAACUCUCCUGGUUCGAUUUGGCGGAAAAUCAGUUGUCUGGUCCUCUUCCUGUCUCAAGUGGUGAUUCCCCGGGUCUGGACCUCCUAUUGAAUGCAAAACACUUCCAUUUCAACAAGAACAAACUCUCAGGUCCGAUUCCAGAGAAUCUGUUCAGCUCGGGGAUGAAACUGAUCCACAUAUUAUUUGAUGGAAAUGAACUCAGUGGAACAAUACCCUCCUCGAUAGGAUUAGUGACGACUCUCGAGGCUCUUCGUCUCGAUAGAAAUUCUCUUUCAGGAGAGGUCCCUUCAAACAUUAACAACCUUACGAGGCUCAAUGAAUUGAAUUUAGCAAACAAUGACCUUGAUGGCUCAAUACCGGACUUAACAAAUAUGAACUCCCUCAAUUACGUAGACCUCAGCAAUAACUCUUUUAACGCAUCGGAAGCUCCGAAAUGGUUUUCGACUUUAUCAUCUCUCACAGCUCUGGUUCUGGAAUCCGGUCCGCUCCAUGGAGCUUUCCCCCAAGGGCUCUUAAGCUUGUCGCAGCUACAGCAAGUGUUACUGAGGGACAAUGACUUCAACGGGACAUUGAACAUAAGCCAAGCAGGCUCACAGCUUCAGCUCGUCGAUCUGCGGGAAAACAAAAUCGAGUCCCUCACUCCGGGUUCGGGAUAUUCGAAUACGUUAAUGUUAUAUGGGAAUCCGUACUGCCUCGAAAGCUCAAACACUCAAGUGGCCUACUGCCAGCGCCAAGAGACGAUCCCGACCCCCUACACCACGAGCCUCGAGAGCUGUGGGCCAAACCGUAAGCAGUGCACAGGCUUUCAGAAGCUCAGCCCUGCAAGUUGCGACUGCCAAGUCCCGUAUGAGGGGAAAUUGACUUUCAGGGCUCCCUUUUUUAGGGACGUGGCUAAUGCAAACUUAUUUGGGAAACUCGAGGAGAGCUUGUGGUCGAAUCUUACUCUGCCUGCUCGGUCAGUGUUCCUCCAGAACCCCUUCUUCGACUCAAGCGCCUAUCUUCAAGUUCAGCUCUUACUCUUCCCAUCGAGCGGGAAGUUCUUCAGUCACUCAGACAUUCAGAGGAUGGGUAACGUGCUGAGUAAUCAACUGUUCAAGCCACCAGAUGUCUUCGGUCCCUACGUGUUUAAUGGGUUUAAUUACCCUUUCCCUGCCCGAAAUGGAGUUUUCCUCAGCAAAGGCGCAAUAGCAGGCAUAGCAGUAGCCUCAGCUUUCCUGCUUCUUGGCCUCGUUGUGAUUGCAUUAUAUGCUAUUCGACAACAGAAACUUGCUCGAAUGGCGAUUGAACUAAGUAGACCUUUUGCUUCUUGGGCACCGGGUGUUAAAGAUGCGGGCGGUGCCCCGCAGUUAAAGGGAGCAAGACUCUUCUCCUUCGAUGAACUGAAAAAAUGCACAAACAACUUCUCGAAUAGUAAUGAGAUCGGUUCGGGGGGUUAUGGAAAGGUCUACAGAGGAGUGCUUCAGGAUGGGCCACCGGUCGCUAUUAAGAGAGCUCAGCAGGGAUCAAUGCAGGGCGCUCUAGAGUUCAAGACGGAGAUUGAGCUUCUGUCACGGGUCCACCACAAGAAUCUUGUCGGCCUCGUUGGCUUUUGCUUCGAACAGGAAGAGCAGAUGCUGGUUUAUGAAUACAUGCCGAAUGGUACACUUAGGGAGAGCUUGUCCGGGAGGUCCGGCAUAGCUCUCGAUUGGAAGAUGCGGCUCCGGGUCACUCUCGGCUCUGCAAGAGGGAUAGCUUAUCUCCACGAGCUUGCAAAUCCUCCAAUAAUCCACCGAGACAUCAAGACAACAAACAUUUUGUUGGACGAGAAUUUGACUGCCAAGGUUGCCGACUUCGGCUUGUCUAAACUCGUCUCGGAUGGUGGGAAAGGACAUGUUUCCACCCAAGUGAAGGGAACACUGGGCUAUCUUGAUCCGGAAUACUACAUGACGCAGCAGCUGACAGAGAAAAGCGAUGUGUACAGCUUCGGAGUAGUCAUGCUCGAACUGAUAACCUCUAAGCUCCCGAUCGAGAAGGGAAAGUACAUCGUGCGUGAGGUCCGCCUGGCAAUGGAUAACCAAGACGACCAGUACUGUGGACUGGGAGGUGUAAUGGACCCAUACAUUAAAAAGGAAGGCUCCCUAGUUGGUUUCCGGAAAUUCCUCGACCUUGCAAUGCAGUGCGUGGAGGAAUCAGCCAACGACCGCCCAACCAUGAAUGUAGUCGUGAAGGCCAUCGAGACCGUAUUACAGGAUGACGAAGUGAACUCGAACCCGACUUCAGCAUCUUCCUCUGCCACUGAUUUUGGGACAGCCAAGGGGCCCCCCAGACACCCUUACAAUGACAACGUCUCCGGACAUAAGCAUGUUGCUUUUAGCGAUACGUUCGAUUACAGCAGCGGAUAUAACCUCUCCAUGAAGAUCGAACCAAAGUAGUAGCGCUUGUAAUCAUAUUCUUUUGCUUGAGUUUUAUGUCGUCUCCGAUUCUUGUCUGUGAUAUAAAGGGCUUUAUUUCUUAGAAAAGACGUGUCACUUAAGUAAUUUUUUGCGAAUUGUAAGAUGGAAGUUGGGAUGAUAUUGAAAUGGUUAAAUCGUUCAUUCUUGUCUA
This is a messenger RNA of Punica granatum (pomegranate), 3244 nucleotides long. Lineage: Eukaryota; Viridiplantae; Streptophyta; Magnoliopsida; Myrtales; Lythraceae. The record is from RefSeq and is a predicted model, not a curated record.